AUGCUUGUUUAUAAGAAUAAGGCGAGGGUUACUCAAGAUAUUUCACGGUUUAUCGUCCCUUCGGCAGAAUCGCUUGCGCUCCGGAACAAGAACCAUAAAUGUCUUGUUGAAAGCGUUAACGAAGGGUGGAACAACUCGAUCCCUUUUACCACUACCCGUCCACAGCCUGACUACUUCGUUGGGUUCAAGCGAGACGCAUUUACCGAGGAGCAGCUCGCUAAACUAUCGCCCUUUAUCGGCGACUUUAUUGCCGGGGACCUGUCCUUCUUUAUGGCCACGUACUAUAUGUACUUCCCGUUCCUAACCUGCGAGGUGACGUGUGGCGCCGCGGCGCUCGACAUUGCAGACCGGCAGAACGCCCACAGCAUGACCCUUGCGGUACGGGGCAUCGUCGAACUCUUUCGUGCUGUCAAGCGCGAAGAUGAGGUUAACCGGAAGAUCCUCGCCUUCUCCGUCUCGCACGACUACCAGUCAGUACGGGUCUACGGCCAUUACCCAGUGAUAACCGGUAAAGGUACUGAGUAUUACCGGCACCCAAUCCGAAAAUUCGACUUCACGGAGCUGGACGGCAAGGAGAGAUGGAUAGCGUACCAAUUCACCAAGAACGUUUACGACACAUGGAUGCCCAAGCAUUUUGAGAACAUCUGUUCUGUCAUCAAGCAGUUGCCGUCGGAGUGA
Podospora pseudocomata is the source of this 678-nucleotide messenger RNA. RefSeq lists its product as uncharacterized. NCBI's taxonomy places the organism in Eukaryota, Fungi, Ascomycota, Sordariomycetes, Sordariales, Podosporaceae. The record is from RefSeq and is a predicted model, not a curated record. Bases 1 to 678 code for a protein of 225 amino acids. The transcript has 2 exons.